UCAGUGUAUAAAAGCAAUAAUAAUAAUAAUUUGGAAAAAAGUAGUUUUAAUGGUGGCGCAACACAAGUUGUCAAUACUUGGAGGGUAUAAAAUGCAAUUAAUCUUUCCUUUUCUUCCAAAUUGUUUGGCUGGUUUAGCUUUACUUCCCACUAAAAAAAUAAGGAGGUUGGCACCUGACUGGAACAAAAGACGAUCAAAGUGACAAAGGGAAGAAAGAAAGUCCCUCAAUAAGGAAAUUGGGAGGUGUGGAAAGAACAAUGAUGGAAAAAAUGCACCAGCUUCUGCCGUGGUGGAGAUUAAGAUGGUUAAACUACAAGAAUGCAACCAUUAUUGUCUGCUUAUUGAACUUGGCCACUGGCCUUUUCUUGCUUCAGUGGUUCUUCUUUGGUUCUACUCACCAACCCAAUUCAGUUUCUCUUAGGUACAUUAAGGAAUGCGAGGAGAUACGUAGAAGCCUGAUGCCCGUGGAUCUUAUUAAAAGAGUCAGGGAGAUUGAAAGUGAAGCAUAUGUAGAAGCAAAGACAGUCCAACAGAAAGACACUAAGCCGGGUGCUGCUGUUGAUCUGGUUUCUAGGCUCAACAAUAUUCGUUCCUAUUCUGAUACUGGCAGCAUCAAAGCAAUCGAGGAAUGGCGUAAGCGGAAGAUGGAACGAGCUAGGCAGCGGGGACUGGGAAAGAAUGGAACAGUUAUCUAAGAGAACCUUUAAAAAAAUGUUGAAAAAAUAGAGUUUGUAUAUCUCGUAUGUCAUUGGAGAUCCACCAGUUAGCUGACACUCCAGUAUAAAAAAUAGUUGAGGAUUCAAAGCUGCGUUGGCGUGGUUUAAAAUGUAUUCCACGCUAAAUCAAAGCAUUGUUCUUCAUUUUAACAUUGUCAAUGGUGCAUUAUGGUCUUAUAUAGACCAGAGUGAAAGUAAAUUUGAAGGCAUUAUUUGAUGGGUACUACUGAGUCUUGAUCCAUUGAACCUAGCAUGUAAACCCCUAGACUAUAAUUUUGGAUCGAUAAAGAUGUACUCCAUGUUGUCUUUCCUGGUCUCAAUUUCUUGAGAAUUGCAGCCUAUAAGUUGUAACGGUAGGCCAAAAACAACAAAAAAAAAAACAGACACGAUUAUGCCAAGUGUACUCAGGGUACCCUUAACUGUGCUUUGGAAUUUAUGAGGAGAUUUUUGUAUGUUAACAUUUUCAUUUGUAAUUUGUAUUCUUGGCGUUGGCGGGAACAGAAUCACAAGGUAACG
Molecule: messenger RNA, 1232 nt
Organism: Oldenlandia corymbosa var. corymbosa
Lineage: Eukaryota; Viridiplantae; Streptophyta; Magnoliopsida; Gentianales; Rubiaceae
Source: the annotation of a GenBank genome assembly